Molecule: messenger RNA, 2073 nt
Organism: Miscanthus lutarioriparius
Lineage: Eukaryota; Viridiplantae; Streptophyta; Magnoliopsida; Poales; Poaceae
Source: the annotation of a GenBank genome assembly
AUGCUGUUGGCGGGCUACCCCACGGACAUCCCCGCGCAGGCGCUGCUGGUCCUCGACACCGUGCUGCGUGACGUCGUCUCCAACGAGCGCAAUGACAUGAAAUGCGCCGCGAUUGCCACAACGGAUCGUACACUGGGUGUUGACGCAUGGAAGGGGCUCUAUCAGAGCAUCAGGUCAACACAGAACUGCUUGUCUCUGAUUGCAGAUGUGUCCUCAUCUGUAUUCAUUCAACCCUUGCUAUUGAUUGAAUUCGUUCAGAAGAUCCUAAAGAUGGAUGUUGUGGAUAGAAACUUGACUAAACCUGAGUAUGACAAGCUCUUGAAGGUCCUCAGGGGUGUGAGGAUUGAAGUCACACACCUAGGAGAUAAUAGACGCCGUAAGUACAGAAUUGCUGGUUUGUCAGUGAAUCCUACUAAUGAUUUGAGUUUUCAAUCUAGUGGAGCCACAACGACAGUCAUUAAUUACUUCAGAGAAAUAUACAGCCUGGACCUGAAAUACAAAUCUCUCCCAUGCAUCAUCGCUCGCAGCGAGCAGAAUCCAGUCUAUCUUCCUAUAGAGGUUUGCAAGAUAGUUCCCAGGCAGUGUUACCAGAAGAAGCUGGAAGCUAGUCAGAUUGUUGAUAAGGAGCAGUACAGACGCACCAAACGUGCAAAUGAUUUUGACAUAGAAGUUGAUGACAAUCUUGCAACAGUUGAUGCUAGAGUUCUGCUACCUCCAAAUCUUAAGUAUCAUGAUUCUGGAUCUCAGAAGACGGGGUUUCCAAUGAAUGGGUACUGGAAUAUGAAAGACAAGAAAGUAAUAAAUGGUGCCAAAAUCAGCAACUGGGCAUGUCUUAACUUUUGUGAAGAUUUAUCCGAGAAAGAUAUUAAGGAGUUUUGCUUUAAGCUGGCUGAAAUAUCUCGUACUACUGGAGUGGAAUUUGCCAAUUUGAAGCUCCCAAUAUUCACUGCACGUCCAGAUCAAGUUGAAGAUGGUAUUCGUAAAUGCUAUCAGGAAGCGAAGAACAAGCUGAGACAUCAGAAGAUUGAUUUACUGCUUGCUAUACUACCAGAUAAAAAUGGCAGUUUAUAUGGAAAUAUUAAAAGGAUCUGUGAGACAGAUAUUGGUCUCGUGUCACAGUGUUGUCGAAGGUCAAAUGUCUUCACGGAAAAUAGUCAGAUAUUGGCAAAUAUUGCUAUUAAGAUCAAUGUCAAGGCUGGAGGAAGGAACUCAGUAUUCGAUGACGUGCAGAAGAGUUUACCGGUUGUUUCAAACAAGCCGACGAUUAUAUUUGGUGCUCAUGUUUCUCACCCUUCUAAAAAAAAAGAUGGUUCUGCUGCCCCUUCGAUUGCUUCUGUCGUUGCAUCCCAAGACUGGCAUGAGGUGUCUAAGUAUAAUAGUGUUGUUCGUGCACAAGGUCACACUGAAGAGAUCAGUGGCCUUGAAGACAUUGUCAAGGAGCUCCUUCAUGCAUUUGCAAACGAGUCCAACAAGAAGCUCCAGCAGCUGAUAUUCUACAGGGAUGGCAUAAGUGAGGGUCGGUUCAAACAAGUUUUGGAGAAAGAAAUCCCAGCGAUAGAAAAGGCUUGGAACACACUGUAUGAUAAUGAGAAGCCACAAAUCACCUUCAUUGUUGUGCAGAAGAGGCAUAGACUAAGGCUGUCCCCCAUGGACAACAAAUAUAAGCUCCGUUCUGUUACGAAGAAAAUUGUUGAGCCUGGCACAGUGGUUGAUAGUGAGAUCUGUCACCCAGCAGAAUUUGAUUUCUUCCUUUGCAACCAAGCUGAUGUCAAAGGGCCAAGGCGUCCUGUGAAGUACCUUGUGCUGCGAGAUGAUAACAACUUCACGGCAGAUGAACUGCAGGCUCUCACAAAGAACCUGUGCUACACUUAUACAAGCGGCACUCGGUCGGUGUCGAUCGCUCCUCCCGCAUUCUACGCCCAAAAGCUCGCACAUCGUGCCCUCGCCUACCUCGCCAAAGGCUCUGAUACGGCGUCAGCGUCAAGCUCCGGCAGUGCAGCUGCUCCUGGCGCUGGCCCGAAGCAACUUCCAGAGAUAAAGAACGAGCUGAAGGGGUCCAUGUUCUACUGCUAG